AUGGCCGCCGCCCGCCGCCGACUGGACCAGCAACGGCGCUCGCUAGCUCCAUCCGAGCUCGCCCGCCGCGCGCUGCAACAGAGGGAGAGGGGGGAGAGGGAGGCGCCGCCGGCUGAGGACAAACUUCCUGCGUUUCUCAGAAUCUACCGGGAUACACUUAUUACUGUUAUGAAAGCUUCAAUCAAGGCCACAGUUGCAGAGUUGCUUCCAGUUUUAACUGCCAGACCAAUAGAUUUUGAUUCAGUAACUGGAGACAGGGCUGCUGAUGCUGACGCUGGAGGCCAGUCCUUAGCAAAUAAGUUGCGAACUCUGUCAUCUGAAGGGUUUGUUCAACUUUUGUCCGCCAUUUUUAGGAUAGUACAGGUACAUUUACAGCAAGCAGCUGAAGUGAAAAGAAUAGUUGAGUGGAUCAUGGGGAACCUUGAUGGAACCUUAAGUGUUGAUGCUAGCAAUCCUACAGCACAACAUGGUGGUUAAGUUGUUUCUACUAUUUCCCAAGAGAAUGGCUACAAUGUUUCUUCACGGAUCUCUAGUACUCUUACACGGAGUACUUCCAAAGUCCUAUUUGUCCAAGGAAAAGCAAAUGAUUUGUCCAUCAUAAAUUCAAUAAAGAAUGUCCGGUAAGUUUUUCUUAUUUUGCAA
Messenger RNA from Panicum virgatum (switchgrass), 642 nucleotides. RefSeq names its product vacuolar protein sorting-associated protein 54, chloroplastic-like. The coding region runs from base 1 to 477 and encodes 158 amino acids. Gene Ontology annotation, biological process: Golgi to vacuole transport; retrograde transport, endosome to Golgi. Gene Ontology annotation, cellular component: GARP complex. NCBI's taxonomy places the organism in Eukaryota, Viridiplantae, Streptophyta, Magnoliopsida, Poales, Poaceae. The transcript is spliced from 4 exons. Gene Ontology annotation, molecular function: syntaxin binding. The record is from RefSeq and is a predicted model, not a curated record.